Molecule: messenger RNA, 4367 nt
Organism: Chara braunii
Lineage: Eukaryota; Viridiplantae; Streptophyta; Charophyceae; Charales; Characeae
Source: the annotation of a GenBank genome assembly
GCUGUGCCAUCCUGAUGACCUGUCAACGUCGCAGAGAUGAUGGCAGCUUGACGACAUGGACGUAUGAACUACUCGGACAGCGUGGCAACGUCGUCCGCAGCUUUGGAUUGUCAUGGAGCUGGAUUGGAUUCAGGCGGAAAGAGAGCUGCUGCUCACAUCAAGCAGCAGGGAGCAAAGGAAGUUUUCGAGGAGCGCUCGAUGAACAAGCAAGAGAACAUUCCUGACAUCACCGAGGAUGGUAAGUGUGGAGGCUCAUCGGGUACGCCGAACCGAAUGGCAAGCGAUGGAGGGCGGGAGGAAGUGGAGUGUGCUAAGGGGGCGGAAGGGGAAGAUAAAGACAACAGCAGUGGCACCCAGGAGAGGGACAAUUCAUGGCAGGUUCCAGCAGAACGGGGAACGAAUGUUGGGAAGGCCGAAAUUGUGCCAUCGGAAACAUCUAUGGCUAUCAUGAUCAAGGGCGAGGAGCUGCGUGGGAUGCUUGACCGUGAUGUUCACAGCUGCGUGUUCUGUGACAUCGCACGUGGUCGCAGGAGAGCCUGCAAGCUUCAUGAAGAUGAUGUUUGUAUUUGCUUCCUGGAUAAGGACCCUCUUGCACCAGGUCAUGCUCUGAUUAUACCGAAGGGCCAUUUCUCUUCCCUGAGAACAACGCCCGCUGAAGUGGCAGCGGCAAUGUGCGCACUCGUUCCUAGGUUGAGCACUGCCAUUCUUGAGGCCACUGGGUGCGAUUCUUUUAACUUGCUCGUGAAUAGUGGCAGUAACGCCGGUCAGGUCGUGUUCCAUAUGCAUUUUCACAUCAUCCCGCGGCAGAAGGGUGAUGGACUCUGGCAAUCCGAGGCUACCUUCCGAAGACCCCUGGGGAAAAGCUAUAAUGCCGAGGAACUGGCAGCAAUGAUUUGCCGGAAGCUCAUGGAAAUCGGGACGACGAGGACGAGGAGGAGGAGGAGGAGGAAGAAGAAGAAGAUGAAAGGAGGAGGGGAGGAGGAGGAGACAAGAAGAAGGCGAACGGAGGAGGAGGAGGUUGAGGAGGAGGGGCUGCCGGCUAUGUAUGGCGAUGGCGAGAAAGAGGACGGGGAGGAGGAGGAGGAGGAGGAGGAGGAGGAAGAAGAUGAAGAUGACAGGAGGAGGGGGAAGAGGAGGACCUGCCCGUUUUGAGACUACUAUGGGAGCUCCGAAACCAAUCCCGAAGCGAAGAUUGAUUUUCCCGCAGUUCUUUUCAUGUUUGCCUGGAAGGAGUUUACUAUGGAGUCAAGGACUGGUGGGGACCUGCUGAGAAGAGGAGGCUGUGUGGCAUGCCCUCGCCACAUUUUCAUUGCUUCUGCAUCUACGGCGUUGGUGCCGACCAAGAUGCGGGGGUUGGCAAAAAACUUGGUUGAGUCUUUUCCCAUUAUAGUUUACAAGGAUGGGAUGCUGCGAGAGGAUAAGACAUGCUGUGUUUGUCUUGCAGAGUAUCAAAAUAACGAGAAGUUGCGGCAGCUGCCUUUGUGUCUGCAUGCCUUCCAUAUUGAAUGCAUUGACACAUGGCUUUCAACGCAUAUUACUUGUCCGAUAUGCCGUGUGCCUCUCAAGCCAGAUGUCGUACUUGGUAUCCCUCUGUCUGUCACGGGUCUUGACUCGGCACUCCGAAGCCACAGCCAUACAGGCGGCCAGGAUGGGGUUCCUGAUGACCUGCCUUCGGUGGCAGGUGAUAUUCCGGCGUUGAUGCAAGAGUUCGAUGCAGAGGUGCGGAGAACCCCAUCCGGUCGGGUGAACCGGUUACUUGAUGCGAUCACUCUGCAAAGAAGGGACUACUCGACACCCGCUCCCCAAGCGGAUGGAAGAAGAGGGGAUCAAAGAGGUUAUGGAAGGACUCAUGGACGGGGAAGUUGGUUGGACGCGAUGAUUGUUCACAGACGUGAUGAGGUUGAAAGCGGGAGGAGACAACCGUCGGCGCAGAGCAGCGACAGCUUUGGGCGCGACAGGCAGGUCAUGUGGGUCGCACAGUCGCCUGGGGAGGCAGGAAAUGGAAGGCGUAAUGUGGCUGCAAACCGCGUGCGGAUGCAGCAUCAAAUAGAGGAGCAGGAAGGGGAUUCAUUCUUGCCAGCAUGGGUGGUGGAUGACAUGGCUGCGGAGCAGGCUAGUCAGAGUGGGCACAAUCCCCAUCCCCAGCAGUUCCUGGCACGUGAUGCAGGUGGAGCAGGCCAGAGGGAAGAAGAGGGUAGGAGUAGGAUGGAAAUGGCGAUGGCGGAGGCGGAAGAGGUACAGCGGCGCAUUUCCUUGAGGGCCAUGGGCCUGAACAACUUUCCAGAUAUUAACAUGGAGAGAAUUGUAGGACAGAACUCUCCGGGGGCAGCAAGGGAUGCUGGGGCAGUCGGCCGGUUGAUGGAGACUUUGUCACUUCGACGCCGCAAUGACGGGAGCGACGAGUGGGGCGACGAGUGGGAUGAUGUGCGAUUUCUGGAGCGGAUUGUGAAAAUGUAUGAAGACGAGACUAGACAAAAUUCUGGGGGUAGGUUGCGGCGGCUUUUCAGUGUUUUCAAUGUACAUCCUCGCGAUGAGAACUCAGGAACUGCUGAUGCCAAUCCCGUGCGGGAUUUUGAGCUGCUCGAGAACAGUGCACGGGAUUUUGAUGCCUUUGCAAGCUCCAUUAGGAGUACUGAUGGUGUCGUUCAGCUCCACGGAGUAGGUGGUCCAAACUCUGCGGACCCUUCACAGAACUUUCCGUCAGGCGACUCGCCACACGGCUCCCCUCGACGAGGGAUCCUCCGUUUCUUCCGUGGAUUUCUCCGUUGAUGAAGCAAUAGGCCAGCUUGUUGCCAAGAAUGCGCAUUAGCUGUGUGUUUGGUAGCUUCAGAAAGUGUCCGGCUGUGCAUGUUCAUAUGUGCUGUUUGCAGAGCGUUGAGUCUCUCCUCGGAGAGGCAGUCGCCGUUUCUUCUGGAGACUCCUGCAUUUCCAUUCUUAGUGGAGGCAGUGACCAGCUUGUUGGUGUGAAGAGCCAGAAUUAGUUGCAUUUAGUAGUCUCAGAAAGUGCGCAGCUGCCGAUAUUAGUGGCUCUAUUCACAGGGGGUCUUGCGUCUGUGGAUGACAGAGAGCCUCCCUUUCAAGAGGCAUUGCCGGUUCUUCUGUUGUUUUCCGUCAAUUCUUAGAGCCCGUCGCCGUCUAGUCACAGGCAGUGACCGGCUUGUUCUUGACAGAGAGCCUCCCUUUCACUCAUCAGUGCCACCCAUAAUCUAGAAGCAAGUGGAGGUUUCACGGUAGAUAGGAUCACCUCCUAUGAGUAAUCUUCUGCUUCAGCACUGCAUUUUCUCGUUCCAGAGAAAGAGGGCUGCUGUGGAGCCUUUUUAUGUAAUCGGCAAGUGGUAGCUCAGUCAUCCCUUGGGAGGACAUCUCAGUCGAAUGGCGUAGGAGGGAGGGAGGGGGCCCUGUUAUCGCAGGUGCAAGUGGUGGUUUUGUCUUCCAUUCGAUCGCCUCUGUCAUUUUUAUCUCCCAGCUAGUUGUUGUUGGAAAGCCUUGAAGAAAAACUCGAAUCUGCGAUUGUUAGACCUGUGAGUCAGUGUGGACGGCUUGAGAAAGGGCUAACCGCCCGCCCACUCAUCUCCGUCUCUCGCUUAAUUACUGGACCUGUUGGCAGGUUGAAAAAUGCUAACCGGCCACCACUCGUCUCUGCCUCUCGCUUCUGCGGGUCUUCGGUAUUUAGACCGGUGAAAGAGUGGCUCGAAAAAGCGUAACUGUCUGUUUGUCUUUGGCUCUCGUUUCUGUGGAGUAACAAGAGAAGUAUGGCGUAGUAAGACAGCAAGAAGAGGAUGCACGAAGUGUUGCACUGCAUCAUCUCCUCUUGGGCUGUGUGCGUCGGCUGCAUCGUCAGUGCCAGGCCCGAUCAUGUCGUGUUCAUUUUCAGCACAUCGUCUCUCGGCAAUGACUGCGAAAUGAAUUCCGAGGAGCUACUCAACUUUGGCAGGCCCAUGUGACAGUGAGUGACUACUAACUAGUUACCUGACAAGUGUUGGCAAGCUGCAGACGGUUCCACCCGCCUUCUAUGUUGCAGAGAUUCAACUCCUGUUGAGGUUUGACAACUGCUAUAUAUAUAUCUGCACGACAACAUCGUUCCCGCAAUGUGCACCCGCCAUCUAUGUUGCCGAGAUUCAACUCAUGUUGCAAUCCAUGGUGAUUAGGUAUCCUCCAUGUCCUUGUUCUCUUCUUACCUAACUUUCAUCUGCCGUGGUAUCAGCACUACUGGCAGACCACUUUGAGGAGCUGUACAGAUCUUGACUCUUGUUGAAGUAGGUUGCGUAAACUUCCUGCCCGAUAAACCACCAGUAAGUAUUAAGUACCUUUCCCAUAUGUCGGCUGCGGGCAGUUUCAGAAGGCCGAAACAAAAACGGGCCGCCGAU